This is a messenger RNA of Spodoptera exigua (beet armyworm), 996 nucleotides long. The record is from the annotation of a GenBank genome assembly. Lineage: Eukaryota; Metazoa; Arthropoda; Insecta; Lepidoptera; Noctuidae.
AUGAAAAUUGUCCUUAAUCAAAGGGUCUUCAAUGGAGCUUUCGGAUUACCUGAUGGUAAGCAAUCAGCGCCGCCCUUGGACACCUGCAACAAUAGAGGAGUUACGAGUGCUGCAGAUAAUUUAGGGAUUAGGGUGGGAUUGGAGGUGGAAAAUAUGGAUUGGACCUACGCAAACAUUGAAAGCCAUCGCAGGAUAUACUUAAAUGAAAAUGAUAUUCUAUCAGAGCAGUUUCUCAUCGAUUGCGAUGUUAUGCAAGAUGGAUGUGCUUACGGAUCCCUCAUCCAAUCGUUUGCAUUAGCCAGUAGGCUGCGCGACAUUGCCGCGUCCGCGCACCCUGCUCAUGAUGAAGAACCCCUUUGUGGUUCGAAAUUAGUAGAGCUUUUCUCAGUAUACUCACAUAUCACACAAAAUUAUAAACUUAAAAAAAUACAUUUUAGAAAUAUUGCAACAACAUUUGGAGGCGUGCUUCGUGAUGAAGAUUACCCUGGCUAUUCUGAUAGAAAAGAGGAGUGUCGGUGGCAGAAAUAUAAAGGUUUCUCCUAUUUCCAAGUAUCUCCAAGUCCAAAAGCAAUACCCGUUGUAGGGUUCCGAAGAGUCAACCCUGACGAAUCCAUCAUGGCGUACUAUAUCUACACACAUGGUCCUCUUUCCGCAGAUCGCAAACGAGCAGACGGAUUACCUGAUGGUAAGCAAUCAGCGCCGCCCAUGGAUACCCGCAACGGAGGAGUUACGACAAUCAACUCGCAAUCCAUGGUUCGGUACAAGGGAGGCAUAGAUGAACCGACAGACAAGAACUGUAAUCCUAGUAUUCUGAACCAUGCAGUCUUGAUCGUUGGAUAUAAUGUUUACAUAUCUGAAACCGGCAAACGAACUCCUUACUGGAUAAUAAAGAACUCGUGGGGUACUGAAUGGGGCGACUAUGGAUUCUACUACUUGGUGCGCGGGCGCAAUGCAUGCGGCAUCGCUAGUGAUGUAUCAUUCGCUUACGUCGCAUGA